AUGAAGAAUUUCUUGAAGAAGCUCACGGGAAAUGAAACCGCUUUGCUUACGGUGACAGAAGCCGCGCAAGAGAAGAUUCACGUAGUGAUGGAAGCCGAAGAGGCUGAAGUUGAAGGGCUGCGUAUUAGUAUCCAAGGCAGAACUGCUACAGGAUUCCAAUACAGCCUUGGUUUAGCUACCGAAGCCCAAGCGAAUGACAUUGUUGUUGAAUGUGGGAAUUUUAAUGUACUCGUCGAUGCCGAAAGCGCGCCGGAUCUUAAAGGUGUUGUGAUUGACUAUGUCGACGACCUGAAUUCAAGUGGGUUCAACAUCGAAAACCCGAACGCGCCUACCUGGGACAACCCGAAGGCACAACAGAUUCAGGAACUCAUCGAUGAACGGAUUAAUCCCGCUGUCGCCGCACACGGUGGACAAAUAGAACUGCUGAAUGUUGAAGAGGAUUCUAUCUAUAUCCACAUGGGUGGCGGGUGCCAAGGGUGUGGCAUGGCGGAUGUCACGCUCAAGCACGGCAUUGAAGCGAUGGUUCAGGAAGUCUUUCCUGAAAUCAAGCACGUGAUUGAUACAACCGAUCACGCUUCUGGGAACAAUCCGUAUUAUUCCCCAAGCAAAGGAUAA
Molecule: messenger RNA, 615 nt
Organism: Geodia barretti
Lineage: Eukaryota; Metazoa; Porifera; Demospongiae; Tetractinellida; Geodiidae
Source: the annotation of a GenBank genome assembly